This is a messenger RNA of Daphnia magna, 1382 nucleotides long. RefSeq lists its product as uncharacterized. The record is from RefSeq and is a predicted model, not a curated record. NCBI's taxonomy places the organism in Eukaryota, Metazoa, Arthropoda, Branchiopoda, Diplostraca, Daphniidae. The transcript is spliced from 2 exons. Bases 99 to 1382 code for a protein of 427 amino acids.
AUCCUUCUCGAGAAACUAAAAGUGUAAGUGAGCUACAUAACGGCCAGCAAAGCCAGAUCUACCCCCUACCUACCUGUCAAAAUCAGCUGUAGCGAGUAAUGCCCAAGGCACCCGCGCAGAUUCUCCGAAUCAGCGGCGAGAUAGCCAAAGAAAGUUACAGACAUCUACCCUGGAAUCCGCCUGCUCUGCUCAUGCAAAGCAUGGAUGGAAACGAGAGUAGACAUACUACUGAGACAAGUGGGACCAAUAAUGAAGUAUUUCUAGACACAUCACUUGCAUCUCCAGCUACGUCAGGACAGAACAGGAAAUGCACCAAAUGUGAUUUUCAGUUUAACACCAAAGGCCUAGGUCGAGGCAACUAUAAAGUUUGCCCUAGCUGCCGAGAUAUGGACAUAGCGACAAACACGUCGCAAACGGGCCCGAAACAACAGAAAAGAACAAAUGAAGAAGUUAUCUCACCUUCUACAAUGCAGCAAGGCGCACCAAAGAAGCCGCACUCCCUCCCAGCUCACGAACCCAAAGCAUAUGAGGUAUUUGUAAACAACCUCCUAUACGCCGACGAAAAUGAACUGAAAGGAAUGAACCACGACGAGCUUAUCGAACGCGUCAUAGCGGUGACCAAAGCCGCUAAGAAAUACCAAGGCCAACUCCAACAAACACAAACCUUUUUGAAGGAAGCAAAAGAGGAACUAAAACAACAACAAAAAAUAAUGACUGACUACAAAAUUGCUUUUGCGGACAGGAUGUUUGAAUCCUAUAAGAAAACAGCGAAUCAACCGCCCAUUCAAGAAAUCAAGUCCUACGCAGCAGCUACCAAAGGCACAACAAAUAAUUCAGCAAACCACAAAUACGCACAAUCCACCCUCGCGUUCUCCAUAGAUCCGAGCGGCGCGGACAAGGAGUUGAACAUCAAGCUCAUCGACAACUUACUUGACGCAAAGGCAGCAGGCAAUCCAGUCCCACUGAGCGUGAACAGAAAAGACGACAAAGGGUAUAUAACCUUCCCCAAUCAAGAGGAUGCGGAAAAGGCGCGGAUGAUAUUAACAAACAACACAACAUGCAAAGGUUUUAUCAAUGAUCUCAAAACACAAGUUAAACUGUAUCCAGCUAUAGGACUCUUUGCCCCAGAAGGGGAUUUGAAAGAACUCAAAGAAGAAAUCGAAUUCCGAAACGGAUUUAUUGAGGACUCACUAGUCAAAAUAGUACAAAUACACAAAUGCAAGGAACCAGAUUUGAUUCACAUCAAACUAUUUUUCAACUCGCCCGAAGUGAGAGAUGAAGCUGUAUACAGAGCAAAAAUUCACACAAGCAUGAAGAGAAUAAAAAUUGUGCCAAUCGAUGUAAAUAGAGAAGUCAGGAGAUGUUAUAAAUGCAACAAGUGA